CGGGCGGGGGAGUGGCUGGUUGGAGCGGCGUGGUUGGCAGGUGGGAGAGCGGCUGUUGGGGGCCGUUGGGGCGAGCGCGGCGCGGGGAGCCCUCGCGGCCGGGCCGGGCCGGGCCGGGCCGGGCCGGGCCGCUACGCUACGCUACGCUACGCGCCGGUACGCGCGCUCUGGCUCUGGCUCUGGCUCUGGCUCUGGCUCUGGCUCUGGAGAGGCGGGUGGCGGCGCUGGCACCCGGCCCUGGCACUUUUGACGCCCUCGCCUUGACAUGCUGUACCUGGUAGGACUGGGCUUGGGAGAUGCUAAGGACAUCACGGUGAAAGGUCUGGAGGUGGUGAGGCAGUGCCGCAGGGUGUACCUAGAGGCCUACACGUCCAUCCUCACUGUAGGGAAGGAAGCGCUGGAAGAGUUUUAUGGAAAAGAACUGAUUUUGGCUGAUCGAGAAACAGUGGAACAAGAAGCAGAUAGCAUUUUAAAAGAAGCUGAUGUUUGUGAUGUUGCUUUUCUUGUGGUUGGUGAUCCCUUUGGGGCCACGACGCACAGUGAUUUAGUACUGCGUGCAGUAAAACUGGGGAUUCCAUACAGGGUCAUUCAUAAUGCUUCAAUAAUGAAUGCAGUGGGCUGCUGUGGUUUACAGUUGUACAAUUUUGGAGAAACAGUUUCUAUAGUUUUCUGGACAGAUGCAUGGAAGCCAGAAAGUUUUUUUGACAAGAUCACGAAGAACAGGCAGAAUGGAAUGCACACACUGUGCUUACUUGACAUUAAAGUGAAGGAGCAGUCUCUGGAGAAUCUAAUGAAGGGAAGGAAGGUAUACGAGCCACCACGCUACAUGAGUGUGAACCAAGCUGCAGAACAGCUUCUUACCAUUAUUAAAAAUAGGAGACUCCAAGGAGAAGAACCAGAAAUUACUGAAAACACCAUUUGUGUUGGCCUUGCACGUGUGGGUGCUCCAGAUCAGAAAAUUGCUUCUGGCACACUACAUCAGAUGUCUACUGUGGAAUUAGGUGGCCCGCUACAUUCCAUGAUUGUAACAGGCUCUAUGCAUCCUCUGGAAUUAGAAAUGCUUAAGCUUUUUUCUGUUGAUAGCUGUUCCAACUCUGAAAAUAAUGCAUUUAAAAGGACCAUUUAAAUAAAAAUGGAGCAUUUUAAGUUUUUA
Messenger RNA from Dromaius novaehollandiae (emu), 1153 nucleotides. RefSeq names its product diphthamide biosynthesis 5 (gene DPH5). Gene Ontology annotation, molecular function: diphthine synthase activity. NCBI's taxonomy places the organism in Eukaryota, Metazoa, Chordata, Aves, Casuariiformes, Dromaiidae. The coding region runs from base 266 to 1126 and encodes 286 amino acids. The record is from RefSeq and is a predicted model, not a curated record. Gene Ontology annotation, biological process: protein histidyl modification to diphthamide. The transcript is spliced from 8 exons.